GAUUUACUUAGUUGUCCUCUUGAACAAGUAAGUGGCUGCUUUCGAUAUAUAAGCACUACAAUACAGUAAGAUCACUUUUUGUUGCUGGGAAGUUCUAGAACGCUACAAAAUGAAAUCCUUCAUUGUUUUUGUAUGUCUGGUAGUAUGCGGUACCACCUUGAGUGUACCAUCACCAGCCCAUUCUCAAAUUUCCAAUGAGCGAACCGAACUUGAUCUUUCUUUCAUCAAAGAACACUUCGACAACUUCGUGGCGUUCUUGAAGCAAUAUGAUCCGGUUGAUAUUAAGAACCAAACACUUUUCGACAUGUUUGGUAUGUACGUGAAUGUCAAUAACCUCCACGUCGAAGGUUUCUCAAACAUGCUCGCCGAUUUAUCAGUCGACAUCGGUUUUCCAGUAAGCACGGUGAAGUUGGAGUUUGGUUUACCAGAAAUUGUAGCAGUAGUUGAACGUUUCGACUGUAACAUUCCAUGGAUAUUCUCGCAAGGCAGUGCAGGGUUUAACUUGAAGGACGGUCACGUUUCCGUUAAUAUCGGUUACGAUUUGUUUGGCGGAUUGAAACCAACCCAGGUGAUAACCUCAAUUGGAAGCGCUGAUUUUAAAAUUACUGGAAUCCAUUACGAUGAGGAAUUGAGUAAAACCGUAAGCGACGCAGUAAAUCACUUCUUAAACAGCGUUGUGAACAGUCCCGAAACCCACAAUCUUCUCGGAACCGUGGUGGAUUAUAUCAUUAAAGGCAUUUUAGGUUUCAAAACGAAUAACUAAACUGCUUUAAUUGUAAAUUGUACAUAUUUUUUUGCACUUAAUAAAUGUAUCCAAUCGUCGAGUGAUCGUUCGGA
Messenger RNA from Photinus pyralis (common eastern firefly), 837 nucleotides. RefSeq lists its product as uncharacterized. The record is from RefSeq and is a predicted model, not a curated record. The transcript is spliced from 4 exons. NCBI's taxonomy places the organism in Eukaryota, Metazoa, Arthropoda, Insecta, Coleoptera, Lampyridae. The coding region runs from base 110 to 763 and encodes 217 amino acids.